This is a messenger RNA of Geodia barretti, 813 nucleotides long. The record is from the annotation of a GenBank genome assembly. NCBI's taxonomy places the organism in Eukaryota, Metazoa, Porifera, Demospongiae, Tetractinellida, Geodiidae.
AGACAGAGGAUAUGCAACAGACCUUUAUUGCUCUAUCGUCUUUGGCUCAAUGAUGCAGUGCUACAUUGCUGGUUCCAUUAUUGGCCUCAUUCUUUUGACAAGUGGGAUUAAAGCUCAAUUUGAUUCGGGAGCAGGGGAUAUUUUUAGUUUGCAAGUUACUCAGGAUGUGUGGCUUGAAAGAGAUUUAAGAAACUACAACAACUAUCAGCACCUUAUUGUUGGUACUCACCCUCGCUAUCCUCUUAAACGAUCUCUGUUACAGUUUGAAGAUCUUCCGUCUACUUGUAGGCAUAUUCGCUGGGCCAAAAUGUAUGUGUAUUUCGCAUAUGCACACAAACCAAGCUUUCUGUCGGUGACACAAGUACCAUACAUUUCUCGACCACUGCAAGUACAUCAGGUGAGGCAGAACUGGUCUGAAUCUGAAGCUACCUCAACCUUUCGUGUCUCUGGUCAGCGAUGGAACAGCCAUGGCUCGCUCUGGAUGGUAGUGAUGCUGAUCCCAAUGGCCUUCUGUGUUAUCCUGUUACUAUCUACACCAGCAGGCCUGCAGGUUUCAUUGAAUUUGAUAUCACUGAAGCAUUGCGCAACUGGCAAAGUGGAGAUCCCAACUAUGGUGUUCUACUACUGGCAACAAACGAGAAUACCCUUGGAAGAGGCAUCAGAUUCUAUAGUAAUGCUAGUGGGAACUCACGACAGCAUGCAUUUGUCCAUGUGCUCUGUGACUAGAGAGCAGCCUGUUUGCUAUAUAAUUAUGAACACGAUUAUCUUUGGUGUAUAGGUAUAUACUAUUGAUUAUGUUGGCAGCAUAAAAAU